ACGGAUCCUCCGCCGCCUCCACCUUCCGCCAUGGCCGCACGGCUGCUCUGGCGGGAGUCGCGGCGGCUGCUGGCUGGGGCCGGGGCCGGGCUCAGGCUCAGCACCGCGCCGCGCCCCGAGAAGAAGCGGUGGCUGCGGGCCUACCUGGAGCAGCAGCGGCUGGAGGCGCCCCCCCAGCGGCGGUCCGAGAAGCCCAACUGGGAUUACCAGGCGGAGAUACAGGCUUUCAGCCACCGGCUACAGGAAGACUUUUCUUUGGAUCUCCUCAAGACUGCAUUCGUUAAUUCCUGUUACAUUGAAAGCGAAGAGGCAAGACGCCGAGACCUUGGGAUAGACAAAGAAACGGUUGCUCUUAAUCUAGAGGAUAACAGUAAACUCGCCGAACAAGGGGUGUCUUUUUCACGUUCUUACCUGACGCAGUGCUUUGAAGGUGCCUACCCAGACUUACCGGCCAAGGGGGUAGGAGCACUUGUUGAUUUUCUCACCAGCCAGGAACUUGUUUCUUAUGUGGCUCAAAACCUGUCUAUACAGGACCUGACGCUUUGCAGAGAGUUUCCUGUCCCACCAGAUGUGCUGCAGAGGACGUUCUUUGCCGUGAUCGGAGCCUUGCUCAAUAGCAGCGGGCCUGAGAAAACAGGGAUCUUUGUCAGGGAUUUUUUUAUUCCCCAGCUGAUCGGAAAAGACCUGUUUGAGAUCUGGGAAGUUAUAAACCCCAUGGGCUUGCUGGUGGAAGAACUGACCAAGAGGAAUAUCUCAUCGCCAGAACCAAGAAUUACCAGGCAGCUGGGAGUCAGCACAGUUGUGCCACUGUACUUUGUUGGGUUGUACUGCGAUAAGAAGAUUCUAGCUGAGGGUCCUGGUGAGACGCUGCUUGCUGCAGAGGAGGAAGCUGCCCGCGUGGCGCUGCGGAAGCUCUACGGGUACACAGAGAACAGGAGACCUUGGGAUUAUUCAAAACCCAAACAAGGAUCGGCAGCUGCGAAGGCCAUCAGCAGGAACUAGACAAUAAAAGACAUUUCAGGUUUCUCUUAAGAAUUAAUGGCUUCCAUGCUGACUGUAGAUGUAUUUAGGAAAGCAAGAUUCCAUUUGGUUUUCCGAUCUUAAGUGCUUGAAAUCUUAAAAUCAAAUAUAGUAUUAAAAUAAAAGGUCUUUUACUUUUGCACAAUGUGUAAUAUUUGCUCAUUUUCCUAAGCAUAACAAAAGUACCCAUUUUCUGAAUUUUUGUCUUUUGACUCAGAAGUUUUUCCAUACAUCUCAGGAAACUAUUUUUAAGGAUGUUCAAUAAUGUGUGACAAAGUCUCACUGGGUAGGAAAAGGUUUGGUAAGUGCUUCCUUGGGGAUUGUUUUGAGGGUAUGGUUAAUAAGAUGAGUGGAAUUACGUGUGCAGCAUCGGUCUUUGGAUUGCAUCUGGAUUCAUUUGUCUUUGACCUUAUGAAUACAUGAAAUGUGAUGUCAAUGAUAUUGAUGCGGUUGAUGGUCGAAUUUACAAAAAAAAAUGUGCAAAUGUCACUUUUGAGGUCUCACUGCUUGCAUACAAAUUUCAUGUGCCCUACACAUUGGUUUCUAUUGUUGGAGCUCUGAAAGAGGCAUAUAUUUAAUUUUAAAAUUUGUAAAAAGGAAAAUGAGGCUCAUGAAGGCCUGAACUCAAAGAAAUCGGAGCACAUUGUUUAAUGCUGGGCUAUUCAGUAAGGCACAGCCUCCUCUUUCUUUUCCUUCCCCUUUUUUUUUUUUUUUUCCCCUUUUGGUACUUUUCCUGUAUAGUCCAGGUUCUUCCAUUUUUCUCCUGUCUCAGCUACUUAUUUUAACUAGUCGUGUGACUAAAGCAUUGGAUUCAGUGAAAUCAGUGUUUGUUUUGUUUGCAGAAUCUGUGGCCCUUCUACUGUAACUCCAGGUAAAUGGAAAGUGACAUAGGAGUCACUUGGCUACCUCCAUUGUGUCCCUGUUAAAUGUCAUAGAAACCCAGUGUGUGUUCCAGGAGACAAGAGAUGCAUGAGAAUUGUCACUUGUUUCCAGUUGUUUCCUUUAAAAUGGAAUGAGAGUCUGUUGCAAACUGGGACUGAGCCCUCAAAAGAAGAAAGGAAGAAGCUGCAUGUAGGACAGUGCUUAAAGAAGUUUUUCCGGCCUUAUCCCAGUGUGAACACUGGUUGUAAAAAAGAAAGACAACAGGUAAAUGUGCCCUCGCUAAUAAGGGGAAAAAGUAAUGAUGCAAGUGCCAUUCAGACAGGUUUGAUGUUUCUGUCCCUAACAACGUGUACCCACUGCCUUUGGCCCCCAAGAGUGGCACAUUCCCUGCGGCCCCAGGCACAGGAAUGAGACCUGACUCUGCUCUGCCUGAUGGAAACAGAUUUUCUGGUGUAUUCAAGCGAAAGAACUGGUUGCCUGUGAUUUGCAUGUGUCUUAGAUGUUUGGUGUGAUGUGCAUCUUAAGCAUGUGUGAAACACGGGGCUGGAGAGCAGCAAAGUCUUCCUUCUGUGUUUUGGCAUGGGAGACUGCAUGUCCGAAAGCUGGAAUAUAAAAAGGAGAACAGGAACAUCAGUCGAGCAUAAAACACGCAUAAAAUUGCUUGUGUGAAGUGAAAAAAUGCAGCUAAGUAAUCUAUUCUUCCUUAUAUAAGCAAAGCCAAUAAGGUCACUGUAUUCCAGGGGAAUAACAGCAGAACCUGAAGAGAGGAUAAAAAUUACUCAUGCUAUUUUUAGUUUCUAGAUGAGGUGUUUCUCUUACCUUUACCUAUUUUAAAAGGACAACAGCGAAGGUGGGUUUUUUACAUCCAAAGUUUGAUCUACCUACUAUUCUUACAUACGUAUUUUAGGAGAGACAAAAAAAAAAGUAAUUUUCUGGCAGUUUACCUUAAAAGAGUGUUUAAGAUCUGCUUGCUGUGGCUUCACAGUUUGGAAUAUGGGCAUAAGUCUUAGAAGAAGGGGAUUACUGAAUCUGGAAAAAAAUUGAGGAAUGCAAGAUAAAUCAAUUUCAUUGUGUAGAACACAUAUGGAAUGUCUUGAGCUGAAACAGAAAGACAGUUUGGGGACAUGGAAAAAAGGACUAGAUUUUUAUAGAGGUGUGAGUGGAAAUGGAGUUUUUGUAAGAAAACAUGUCCUAGUUUCAAGCUUCCAAAGGUCAGAAAAGCAUUAUAUGUGGUAUCUGUGCUUCACCUUCUGGCACUUAAGUUUACGUAUUUAAGGAUUUGCCGUUGUAACAGUGGAAUCAUUUACAUACUUCUGCUUAAUAACUUCCUUUUUUUUUUUCCUGAAUCGGAAGCCAUAAACGAGGUCCAAGUGACAUUAAAAGAUUGGUUAGAUUUACAGAAAUCAGUAUCUACAGAGUCUGGUGAAAAUGGCAGCUUUUUGCCUGCUAGAAACUUUGUUCAUGAAAUUCCAUUGUAGUUUUGUUGUCUGAAAAGCACUUUGUAAGCUACUUGCAUUAGUUUUAACCCAGGUGCUGCAUUACAAGCGCAUUUAUGUUCCUUUCUCAAUCACAUAUUAUUUAUCUUUCAGAGAGGGCAAUAGAUCAAGCAGCUUGUCAAUAAUUGACUGACAGAAAGGAAUGAGGGCAGUUUGUUCUUGCAACUCAUGUUAUUGAUGAUUGUUAUGAAUAUUCAUAAACCUAACAGUAGGAAAGGAUACGUUCUCUCACAUUUAUGGAAUUCUGUAAUAGGUUAUCAUCUCAAGAGUCAACUUUGAUUAUGCUUUUCUGUACACUACCUUUUAACUUUAUCCAAUGCAGAUGUUUCUGUUACUGUAUUUGCAUUUAUCUUUCAACUCUUUCAACUCAUUCAAACCCUAUCUCCUAAUCAAGAUGUUGUCUGUUAAGUGAGAAGUAUAAUUGGUAAGCAGAACACAAAUAACAAUAUUUCUUCAAUAACUAAAAUGUGACAUCAUGUGUGUACCAACAGCUGCAUUUUGACAAAUGUAUAGUACUUUCUGCUAACCCUUUUUAGCUGUCUUUUCUUUCUCCAUCUUUGUAUUAGUUUGCGUAAGAAUGCCCGUGUGCGUAGAUAUAAGUUGACUUAUGAAAUAAAUGUACCACUAGUUGUUAA
Calidris pugnax (ruff) is the source of this 4033-nucleotide messenger RNA. RefSeq names its product mitochondrial ribosomal protein L44 (gene MRPL44). The coding region runs from base 31 to 1002 and encodes 323 amino acids. Gene Ontology annotation, cellular component: nucleus. The transcript has 4 exons. NCBI's taxonomy places the organism in Eukaryota, Metazoa, Chordata, Aves, Charadriiformes, Scolopacidae. The record is from RefSeq and is a predicted model, not a curated record. Gene Ontology annotation, biological process: rRNA processing; primary miRNA processing; regulation of gene expression. Gene Ontology annotation, molecular function: ribonuclease III activity; double-stranded RNA binding.